GGAAGGCUUCAAAACAAAACAACCACCAACAUCCACGACAAUACGACCACGACCACGACCACGACCACUUCCGUGCUGCGGUUCGGGCUCACGACAAUGCUUUCAUAGGACGAUUCUACCUUUACGAUUCUUCUACUAACCUACAGCUACUAACAAGACACGAAACCCACAGCACGAAAGGAGAUCCUGAUCUCAACAUCUGCCACUAAUACGCCAAUAUUCUCACGAUCAGCAAUGUCCACACCAAAUCGCCCAUCAACGCCAGUCGCGCAAUCCACACCCUCAAGCUCGACACCUGCCACUGGCACAUGGAGACACCCUAAGUUGGACGAGAUCGUGAGACGCCAGAAUGCCUCGAACUUCACUGCAGCCAAUGUCAAGAAGAUCGCAUGGAAUGCUGGAGGGCUAGCAAUAAUCUUCUCGCUGGGUCAAGGACUGAGGUACUUUCUUCCUGGACUAUUCGAUUCGGGCAAGGUCUUCUCUCCACAAGCAAACUGGGUAUACUAUUUUAUUCAGCUUGUGUUUGUAUUUAACAUCACCAUGGCCUGCAUGCCACUUGUACGAACAACGGACGACAUCACGGACAUUGCUCUCACGCCUGCUCAGCGACAGCUUCUGGGUCUCCCACCGAGUUCUGCGCCUCCCACGCCUGGCUCACAAUACGUUACACCACCGAGAUACGCAAGGACUACGCCUGUGGGAGGCUCGCCGGGUGCUAGAGGAAAUUAUUCGGGAUCGCCACUAUCAGCGAAGGGAAGUCCGAAUGCUAGUACAACAGGGUUGCCAUUCUCUCCGAAUUCAAGCCCUUUGUUACAGAAGGCUAUGGGCGGUGGAAUAAAUGGAUCAAGACGGGCGUCAUAUGGUUCUCCAAGUCCCCUUGGUCAAUCAUUGUCAAGGGUUGGAUCUGAGACUCCAGGCUCGCCAAGUCCUGCUUCGAAAACUGGUGGGCUCGGAUUAAACAACAAGUGGCUUUAUGAUAAGGGACGUAGGAAUUCGGGUAGCUCGAAGUUGUAUUCGUAGAGGGAGAGGGAAUAUCGAGUUUUGUAUUAUUGAGCAGAAUACCCCUAUGCCAGGCUUGGCAAGCUGCGUAAUUCGAGAUAAUGAGCUCGCCAAUGAAUAUUUGAGAAC
Molecule: messenger RNA, 1128 nt
Organism: Cadophora gregata
Lineage: Eukaryota; Fungi; Ascomycota; Leotiomycetes; Helotiales; Ploettnerulaceae
Exons: 3
Coding region: 235-1020 (261 amino acids)
Biological process (GO): protein import into nucleus; spindle pole body duplication
Cellular component (GO): nuclear outer membrane; nuclear pore transmembrane ring
Source: RefSeq, a predicted model, not a curated record